GAUAUCAUCGAUAAACAUUUCUUACUGAGUACUUAUAAAUUAUCAAAUAGCUAAACGACAUUUUUAUGACAUUUCCCAUCCCUGAGUUAAUUCAUUCUUCAUCAGACAGAGUUUUCAAAGUAUUACAAAAAUAAAUUAAAAACGAGACACUAAGCCCGUCAUCAAGAAUUACAAGAAUCAUGUUGGUGAUUUGAUGGAACUUUAAGUGAGAUUAAGCGGUAUUAGAUAAGAUUAGCAACGAUUAAAAAAGGAGUAGAAAAUAUCAAUAUCAAAAGGAUGGAGUGUCUAACCCUCUGGCUGCCACCCAUUUUAUAUUCAUCCCAAUAUCCCGAUUGACUUUAAAAUUAAAAUUUUAAACCUUUCGCAUAGACCACUGUGUGCAACGCAUUUCUCGAGAAAAAAGAGUGGAAUAAUUACCGAUGAGAACAGAUACAUACACGCCAGAGUACUUAAGAACCAACAAACGAAAGAUGAUAAAGAUUGACGAAACGCAUCUCUUGGAAUUGAUAACAAAGGUGAUCAAUCAAAUCUAAAAUGAAUCAACAUAUGUACCGCCGAGUGAGCAGAGGUAAAACCGAUCAAUUGUCCAAUUUUGGGUCAGUCUGAAGCAAUCGUUCAAAAUGCAGGUAGCGCUCUCAAUUGCCCUGCUGAUUGGUAAGUUGUUAGUGGUUCAGAGUCAGUACGAGCCUCACUGGUGGCCAGGUCGAAGUGGAAUAGUUCAGCUGUUCGAAUGGAAAUGGAACGACAUCGCAGACGAGUGUGAACGCUUUCUGGCCCCGAUGGGCUUUGGAGGGGUUCAAAUUUCACCGGCUACGGAAAAUGCGUUGAUAUACUCCCCGUUGCGACCGUGGUGGGAACGGUAUCAACCCGUGUCGCAUUAUUUGAAUACCCGUUCCGGCAAUGAAGCGGAAUUUGCGCAGAUGGUACGACGAUGUAAUGCGGUGGGAGUAAGGAUUUAUGCGGAUGUGGUUCUGAAUCAUAUGGCUGUUAAUACUCUGUACGAUGGCGUUGCUGGUUCCGUGGCAGAUGCAGAUACACUUUCCUAUCCAGGGGUACCGUAUAACUCAUCGGAUUUCAACACGGAUUGUCGAAUCAACGAGAAAAGCAACCCUAUCGAGCAGAGAGAUUGUCGUUUAUAUGGUCUUCCGGAUCUGAACCAGCGAUCGGAAUGGGUUCGUGAUAGAAUAGUGAACCUCUUGAAUAAAUUCAUCGUCUAUGGAGUCGCAGGUUUCCAUAUAGAUGCUGCCAAGCAUAUGUGGCCAAAUGAUCUGCAAGUGAUCUACAGUAGGCUGGCAAAUCUUGCGCAAGACCAUGGUUUUCAAGCUAAUGCUAGGCCUUUCAUUAUUCAAGAUGUAGAAGACGUAGGCGAUGACGGUGUUUCAAAGUUUCAGUACACCUCGAUUGGAAUGAUAACUGAGUAUCGGUAUUCGGAAACGAUAGGCUCGGUGUUUAGUGGAAAGCAGCGUUUGUCAACCCUAAUCAACUGGGGACAACCUUUUGGAUUCCCAGCAUCUGAUAGAACGCUUGUAUUUGUCGAUAACCAGGUAAACCAACGAAGCCAUGGUGAAGGAAAUAAGCGUGUGCUAACGUACAAAGAUAGCAAACAUUACGUCAUGGCUGUCGUAUUUAUGUUGGCGCAUCCAUAUGGAAUCCCUCGCAUAAUGAGCUCAUAUGACUUCAACAAUGAAGACCACGGUCCUCCUAUCGACGCUGGUGGAAACAUUUUAUCACCCACAAUCACCGCAGAUGGCAUGUGUAGUAACAAUUGGGUAUGCGAGCAUCGACUGAACCCAAUUGCAAAUAUGAUUGGCUUCAGAAAUACUGUCGCUGGAACGGAUGUAUCAUACUGGGUAGAUAAUGGAGCGUAUCAGGUGGCGUUCUGUCGAGGAAACCGAGGAUUCAUUGUGUUCAACCUUGAAGGCACUGACUUUGAUCAAACCAUGCAAACUUGCCUUCCAGCGGGGACUUACUGUGAUGUGAUUACUGGGAAGGUUGUCGAUGGUGGAUGUACAGGGUACACAGUUGAGGUUGAUGCGAAUGGAUUGGCUAGAGUUUACAUUUAUGCCUUUGGAGCAUAUAAUGUAUUGGCAAUCCAUGCCAAUUCUAGAAUUCAGUAGGAUAAAUAAAGUAAGUGAAGUAGGUAAGGUUUAAUUUCAAACCGAUUUGAAUAA
Molecule: messenger RNA, 2171 nt
Organism: Aedes albopictus (Asian tiger mosquito)
Lineage: Eukaryota; Metazoa; Arthropoda; Insecta; Diptera; Culicidae
Product: alpha-amylase A-like
Exons: 1
Coding region: 621-2117 (498 amino acids)
Biological process (GO): carbohydrate metabolic process
Molecular function (GO): alpha-amylase activity; cation binding
Source: RefSeq, a predicted model, not a curated record